AUGGCGUGCGCAAAAUGCAAAGCGCAAAAAAAGCGCUGUACCCACCAGGACCAACCUGCAGUUGCAUCCACCCCAGCUGCCCUGCCUGCCCUGCCUGCCACCCCACUUCGCACUCCUUUGAGCCGCAAGGCAAAGACCAGCCACGAACACGCGCACGGCAAGGAGCCGACCCCUCCUCCCACCGACAACGAGGCCGCCCCUUCCGACGCUGAGAAGAAGGGAGCCGCUGCGGCCACCCGUCGCCCUCGUGUGAGCGAGCUGAACCCCCCGCCUUUCCCCCCGGAGGACACCAUGGAGGCGGCGUGUGCGCUCUCCAUUCGCACCACCUUCAUCAAGGAGGUGCAGCGGACUCUCGACGCUUUUGAGGAGAAGUUGGCCGCGACGAACGAAGCCUGCGUGGCGAUGAGGGCCUCUGCUGACGUCGUUCAGCAGACCGUGGACACUUGGGUGGCCACUUGGACAGCUAGAGGCCAGUAG
Molecule: messenger RNA, 477 nt
Organism: Penicillium bovifimosum
Lineage: Eukaryota; Fungi; Ascomycota; Eurotiomycetes; Eurotiales; Aspergillaceae
Exons: 2
Coding region: 1-477 (158 amino acids)
Source: RefSeq, a predicted model, not a curated record